UUUGUUUCAUUCUCAAGGUUUCAAAGUACAGCUGACUAAAUUAGAAACAGCAAGUCAUUUUGUUAUCACAGAUCAGGCAUAACUUUGCUAGAGUCUUGACUCUUGGUAAUCUUAAUAUCCAUGUUUACUGUUGCUGAAUUCAGGCACUUGAUUAGAUCUUUUAAUUUAAUUGAAUUCACAGUUUACAAUCAGUGAUGGAAUAAACAACCAAGUAUAUUUACAUAGGUAAUGUAGUUUACUUAAGUAUUAAUGAGAUACUUUCAUUUACUACAGUAACUUCAUUUUGGAGGCAAUUAUUGCAGUUUUACUCCACUGUGUGAUAACUUUAGUUACUUUGCAGAUAACAUUACAUAUUUGAUGAAUGUCCCAUAAUAUACUCAUAGUGUAGCCUGUUGUUUAUUUGUACUUUAAAGUACAUUUAUUGCCAGAAAGUUAAUUAAAUAUCAGAAAUGGUUUAAACUUUUACUCAAGUACUAUACGUAUGUGUGACUUUCAAAAUAAGUAUUUUUACAUGAUAUUUUUCCUCUUACUCAAGUAUGAUGACUACUACUUCUGUGUGGAAUUAACUGAACCAUGCCUGUCAGAUCAUAUGAAUGCUAUCAUAUUUUCUUGACUGUUUUGCCUUCCUUCACUCUGUAACUUUGCCACUGCCUUCAAAGCUGCCCCAAAUAUUUGUCCUUGAAGCCUCACCUCCCCCAACUCAAUACAGAGGAACUAAUUUCCUUGCUCAAUGCGUGCUCCUCCAUUCUCAACUCCCCUCACAGAAACAAAGCCUAAACCUACUAACCACCUUCGGCUAAACGACACCACCAGAGCCCUCAGGAGGAGAUGGAGGAAAUCUGAGCGCAAGUGGAAGCAGGAUAAGCUCCAAGUUUCCUCUGACAUCUUGAGAGCUCAGCAGAGCAAAACACUUCUCAUAUUUCAUCUCCAGCUUUGACAUAAGAUCCGUUUUGGUCGGCUUGCUAUAAAUUCUCUUACCUGUCUCCAAGACGCCGUCCAGAUGUGUCAUACUAAUAUGUGAAGAAUUCUCAUCGGACGCAGACCUUGCUUAUUUUCAGGGUUGUAUUUUUAAAGUGGCAUUGUUUUAGCAUUGUCUUGUUAGACAUGUGAGGAGGUUUUUGUUCACAUUAACAUUUGACCCUGUGAACGCAGCUCAGACUGAGACUCACUUGAACCAGUCAGACCUCAUACUUUCAUUAUGAAGUAAGGAGAGACACAUGUAUGCACAGAACAUCCACACACUCACAAACUCACUAAUGUAGGAUAAGACGUGACAUAACUAUGCUUCGUCUUGGCUACAUGUUGAACAGCAGGCUGUUUGUGUAAAUGUGAGGCCGCUGCUAUGAAUGACUGUGGACGCAGAGAGAAGGGAGUCCUCCCCUCUAAAGCCACUCCGUGUAGGGAACAUGACCGUCAGACUAAAGUUCAGAGACCAGUGCAGCGACACACACCGGAAUGUCCUGAACCUGGACCUGGACCAAGCUGUGUGUCCCUGAAGAGUUAUGAGUCCAUGGAACCUCCUAUACUUUUUAGAGAAUCUGAUAACAGAAGAGUCGACCAGGAAUGCUCAGAGUUUCCUGGUGAUCAGUCCAUCCAGCAACAUCAAGCAAACCUGGAGACCAUAUUUGUGCUGCUGGAGCAGAACAUUGUCACUUUUGCGAAGAACGAGCUGAAGAAGAUCCAGAAGGCUCUGUGUUCAGAUUACCCAGAAUGCUUAGACAGUUGGAGGGAGGAUGAGGAGGUGUUGGAUGGUGAGGAUGAAGACCAGAGGAAGAGCAGCAGAGAGGCGUUUCUGAAGAUCACACAACACUUCCUGAGGAGAAUGAUGCAGGCGGAGCUGGCCGAUCGUCUACAGAGCAGACAUCCACUGUGUUUCCAGCGUAAACUUAAAUCUAACCUGAAGAAGAAGUACAAGUGUGUGUUCGAGGGAGUCGCUAAAGCAGGAAACCCAACCCUGCUGAAUCAGAUCUACACUGAGCUCUACAUCACAGAGGGAGGGACAGGAGGGGUCAAUAAUGAACACGAGGUCAGACAGAUUGAAACAGCAUUCAGUAAACCAGGCAGACCAGAAACAACAAUCAGACACGAAGAUAUCUUUAAACCCUUGCCUGGAAGAGAAGGAUCGGUCAGAACCGUGAUGACAAAGGGAGUGGCUGGCAUUGGGAAAACAGUCUUGACACAGAAAUUCACUCUGGACUGGGCUGAGGACAAAGCCAACCAGGACAUACAGUUCACAUUUCCGUUCACUUUCAGAGAGUUGAAUGUGCUGAAGGAGAAAAAGUGCAGCUUGGUGGAACUUGUUCACCACUUCUUUCGUGAAACACAAGAAGCGGGACUUUUCAGGAUUGAAGAUUUCCAGGUUGUGUUCAUCCUUGAUGGUCUGGAUGAGUGUCGACUUCCUUUGGACUUCCACAACAAUGAGAUCCUGACUGAUGUUUCAGAGUCCUCCUCAGUGGAUGUUCUGCUGACGAACCUCAUCAGGGGUAAACUGCUUCCUUCAGCUCACAUCUGGAUAACCACACGACCUGCAGCAGCCAAUCAGAUCCCUCCUGAUUGUGUUGAUAUGGUGACCGAAGUCAGAGGGUUCACUGACCCACAGAAAGAGGAGUACUUCAGAAGGAGAUUCAGAGACAAGAAACAGGCCAGCAGAAUAGUCUCCCACAUCAAGAAAUCACGAAGCCUCCACAUCAUGUGCCACAUCCCGGUCUUCUGCUGGAUCACUGCUACAGUUCUGGAGGGUGUGUUGAAAUCCAGACAGGAAGAACAGCUGCCCAAGACCCUGACUGAGAUGUACAUCCAUUUCCUGGUGGUUCAGUCCAAACGGAAGAGUGUGAAGUAUGACGGCGGAGCUGAGACGGAUCCAUUCUGGAAUCCAGAGAGCAGGAAGACAAUUGAGUUUCUUGGAGAACUGGCUUUUGAGGAGCUGCAGAAAGGCAACCUGAUCUUCUAUGAAUCAGACCUGUCAGAGUGUGGCAUCGACAUCCGAGCGGCCUCACUUUACUCAGGUGUGAUCACGCAGAUCUUUAAAGAAGAGAGAGGGCUGUACCAGGACAAGGUGUUCUGCUUCAUCCAUCUGAGCGUCCAGGAGUUUCUUGCUGCUCUUCACGUCCAUCGGACAUUCAUCAACUGUGGUGUCAACCUGAUGUCAGAAAAACAAACAACCUCAAGAAAAGAAGAUUCUGCAGCAGCAUUGUUCUAUGAGAGUGCUGUUGACAAGGCCUUAGGGAGUCCAAAUGGACACCUGGACUUGUUCCUCCGAUUCCUUCUGGGACUUUCAUUGCAGGCCAAUCAGUCUCUCCUCCAAGGCCUGCUGACACAAGUAGAACAUGGCUCACAGACCAUUCAGGAAACAGUCAAGUACAUCAAGAAAAAGAUCAACAAGGAUCUACCACCAGAGAAAAGCAUCAAUCUGUUCCACUGUCUGAAUGAACUUAACGAUUGUUCUCUUGUGGAGGAGAUCCAACAGUACCUUAAAUCAGGAAGUCUCUCCACACAUGAACUCUCUCCCGCUGAAUGGUCAGCUCUUGUAUUCAUCUUACUGUCAUCAGAAAACGAUCUGGCCGUGUUUGACCUGAAGAAAUACUCAGCGUCAGAGAAGGCUCUUCUGAAGCUGAUGCCAGUGGUCAAAGCUUCCAGCACAGCGCUACUGAUUGACUGUAACCUCUCAGAGAGAAGCUGUGCAGCCCUGUCCUCAGUUAUCGGCUGCCAGUCCUCGAGUCUGAUAGAACUGGACCUGAGUAACAACGACCUGCAGGAUCCAGCUGUGAAGCUGCUGUCUGCUGGACUGGGGAGUCCACACUGUACACUGGAAACUCUCAGGUUGUCGGGCUGUUUGAUCACAGAGGAAGGAUGUACUUCUCUGGUCUCGGCUCUUACCUCCAACCCCUCCCAUCUGAGCGAACUGGACCUGAGCUACAAUCAUCCAGGAGACGCAGGAGUAAAGCUGUUGUUGGCUGGACUCGAGGAUCCACGCUGGAGUCUCGACACUCUCAGUGUGGAGCCUCGUGGAGUCCGAUGGUUGAGACCAGGUCUGCGGAAGUAUUCCUGCGAACUAACACUCGACACAAACACAGUAAACAAUCGGAUCAGACUGUCCGACGACAGCAGGAAGAUGACACACGUGGACGAGGAUCAGUCGUAUCCUGAUCAUCCAGACAGAUUUGACCACUGGCCUCAGCUGCUGUGUGAAAACAGUCUGACUGGUCGCUGUUACUGGGAGGUCGAGUGGAGCGGAAAGGUUGAUAUAUCAGUCAGUUACAGAGGAAGUAGAAGGAGAGGAGAUAGUGACGACUGUGUGUUUGGAAGGAAUAAUCAGUCCUGGAGUCUGACCUGCUGGGAUGUCCGUUAUUACGUCUGGCACAAUAACAAAGGAACGUCCAUCCCCCCGUCCUCCACCUCUGUCUCGAACAGAGUAGCAGUGUAUGUGGACUAUCCAGCUGGCAUUUUGUCCUUCUACCGGAUCUCAGCUGACACUCUGAUCCACCUCCACACUGUCAACACCACCUUCACUGAACCUCUUUAUCCUGGGUUCAGGUUCUCGGCAGACAAGUCCGGUUCCUCGGUGUCUCUGUGUUCUCUGUAGCAGUUCAGUUUGUACACGAUCACACACAGUAGAUGUUGGUGAGAACCCCACUGAUGGAGGUGGAAGAGGCGGUUGAGUGAGCUGCACAAUGAUUGGCUGAAGUAAGAGGAGAGCAAAGGAUGCUGGGAUGAAAGUAUCUGUGCUUAAGGGUAAUGUGUAGGGUUGGGAAUGUAUAUACAUGCAUACAUAUGUAUACUUGACGAUUCAAUUCUGACUAUAAAACAAUGAGCAAUAAAUCCUGAUGCGUGAAUUUUUUUGAUUCACUUAUUAUUCAUAUCUGUAUUUAAUUUCAUCUCCUUCUUCAGAAAUGAUGUUAGUUAUUUUAUUGAACUGAAGAUUUCUGACCUUUUUAGUUAUGACAACACAUUUAUUAUGUUGACUCCUGUUGUUGUCUUUUUUUACUGAUUAUUCCUCUGCUAAUGCUAAUAACUUCUUCAUAAUGAACUUGAUUUUUUUUGUAUGCUGAACUGUAUUACUAAAUGGGAUAAAUAAAACACACCAGUUUAUAUUGGAUUUUACUGCUUCUUCUAUUUUGUAUUAAUAUUUAGUAUGAAAACUUCAGCACUUCUUUUCAAUAGCUUACAUGUGACCCAGUGAAGCAAAACCAAUGUAAAAUUGUGUUACUACCCAGGUCACAUAGAAUUCAUCUCUUUGUAUUGGAUUUUAUGGCUUCUUCUGUUUUAUAUCAAUAUUUGUAUCAAGAUUCAGGAGCUAUUUUUCAAUAGCUUCCAUGCCAUGUGACCAGAUGUCUCCAAACUGAUGCCGAAUUGUAUUACUGCACAGGUCACAUAGGACACACAUCUUUUAAUUGGAUUUUGCUGCUUUUUUUUUAUUAUUAUUAUUUUAUAUGAAUAUUUAUUUUGAAAAUCCAGCAUUUCUGUUCAAUAGCUUCCAAAUCAUGUGACCCAGUGGCUGCAAACUGAUGCCGAAUUUUAUUACUAAAUGGGAGAAAUGAGACGCAAUUAUUUGU
Acanthopagrus latus (yellowfin seabream) is the source of this 5552-nucleotide messenger RNA. RefSeq names its product NLR family CARD domain-containing protein 3-like. The transcript is spliced from 9 exons. The coding region runs from base 1343 to 4582 and encodes 1079 amino acids. Gene Ontology annotation, molecular function: protein binding. Lineage: Eukaryota; Metazoa; Chordata; Actinopteri; Spariformes; Sparidae. The record is from RefSeq and is a predicted model, not a curated record.